Pieris macdunnoughi is the source of this 2889-nucleotide messenger RNA. Lineage: Eukaryota; Metazoa; Arthropoda; Insecta; Lepidoptera; Pieridae. The record is from the annotation of a GenBank genome assembly.
AUGGAGCAUGCUCUUUUGGAUAAGGGAAGAUUUUUACCAGACCAAAGUUGUGACAAAGAUACCAACCCCACUUGUAGAUACCACUGGGGUGCUAUUCAUUGUGUUAGGAGCGCUUCGCCAAGUCCUGAAGGAUCUGGUCAACAAUGUUGUUACGACAAGAAUGGAUUCCUCAUGUUGUCGUACGAUCAAAUGUGGGGUUCCAGACCACACAGAUCACACGACUUCGGUUUCACUCCUUACAACGAGGCUAAUAAGGUGCCUUCUUUAUCCCAUUGGUUCCAUGAUAUGAUUCCCUUCUACCAAUGCUGUAUGUGGCAGGAAGAGCAGGCUGUAGGCUGUGAGACCUUCAGAUUCGAACGCCGUCCCUCUCAAGAUUGUGUUGCCUAUCAGUCGCCAGGAGUCGCUGGUGUAUUCGGUGAUCCUCACAUUGUGACGUUUGAUGAUCUUCAGUAUACCUUCAAUGGAAAAGGUGAAUACGUCUUGGUGAGGGUUGAUGAACCUCAGUUAAAAUUGGAUGUUCAAGGACGAUUUGAGCAAGUAUCGAGGAACAUAUACGGGCCAGUCAAUGCUACACAUAUAACAUCUAUUGUCUCCGCUUCUAAUAAUUCAGUUCCUAUUGAAGUGCGUCUUCGGCCACAGCACUCACAAUGGCGCUACCGUUUAGAUGUCUUCGCUGAUGGGAAACGUAUCUUCUUCGACCGGCCAGCUCUUCGAGUUCAAUACUUCCCAGGUGUGACAGUCUAUCAACCUAUGUACAUUCUCAACCAAUCGGAAAUCGUUAUUAUGUUUUCUUCCGGGGCUGGUGUCGAGGUUGUUGAGAAUAAAGGAUACAUGACUUCUAGAGUAUAUCUGCCUUGGACUUAUAUGAAUCGAACACGAGGAUUAUUCGGAAAUUGGUCACUGGAUGUCAACGAUGACUUCAUGAGACCGGAUGGAACUUUGGCAGCGGUCGAUCUCAACAACUUCCAAAGUGCACAUCGAGAGUUUGCUCAAUAUUGGCAACUCACGGAUCGAGAACAAAAAGAUAUAGGAGUCGCAAUGUUUACACGUGAAUAUGGACGAACGGCAGCUUACUACAACGAUAACCAAUUCAUACCGAACUUUAUAAAGGAACCAGCUAACUUCUUACCAGCAAACCGGUCGCAAGAUGUCGCUAGAGCUAUCGAAAUAUGCCAAGAUUCUUAUCAGUGUCGAUAUGAUUAUGGAAUGACCCUGAAUAGAGACAUGGCUGAGUUUACGAAGAAUUAUUUGGCAUCUAUUACUAACAUUAAGGAAACCAAUGCUCGGCGAGUUAUCAGUUGCGGUAUUCUGGAAACACCUCGGUUUGGACGAAAGAGUAACUUCUUCUUCACGCCUGGAACAAGGGUAAACUUCGAAUGUAAUCAAAACUUCAUAUUAACCGGAGACAAGCGCAGAGUCUGCGAAGAGAACGGCAGGUGGAAUCUUCCGGACUACGGUUACACCGAAUGCUUACGUAACCAGGAAUACUCACAACAAACGCUGUUCCUUACCUGGGGCAUCAUAGUGGCAAUUAUUGUACCGUUGGCUCUGAUAAUUUGCCUUUGCUGGUUUUGGUGCUAUUACAAACCCAAAACAGAAGGCAAAGAAGGCUUCCGCUUCGAGAAUAUACCGCGAUCGAAAUCCGCAUCCCGUCUUAGUCUUAGAUCACAUUCAAUGGGGAACAUCACCGAUACAAUGAAAUCAUCAACUUUACAUAGUCAGUAUUCAGAUAAACCAAAAACACCGGGCACCCCAACAGAAGAACCUAUUAAACCCCUUAUAGGAAGAUCAGCCCCACCUCCUCCCAACGAACCCUUAGAUGGUGAAACCUCUGGCAUAGGCUACACUGACUCAAACAAAAGCGAUUCCAAUAAAUCUGAUAAACCGUCUAGUUUAAAAAAACGUAGAGGUUACGAUAAGACUUAUAGAACAAAUGAACCUUUAGCAAAUGCUCCAGAAGUUGAGUUCCCUGAGAAACCUUGGGAUUUAUCUGAGGAAGACUUAUUGUCGAUAACGUCCCCAUCUGACUCUGAGUCUAAUAGAGAUUCAACACUUACCCGCCCAGCUAAGGAUAUAGAGUUCCUGAAGCCCCGUCAAACUGGACGGCGUCUCCUUCCCAGCGAGUCUGGUUAUUCUACAAAGGAAUCAGAAGAUCCAUAUUCCCCUAAAUACGAUGGGCAAAUUAGUCCUAUCUCAUCUCAUUAUUCACCUACUUAUUCUGAAAUCUAUUCGCCCCCUAUAAGUCCGACAUCCGAUAUAAGUCCCAGGAAUACUUACAAUAAUCCUGGAUUACCAGAGCCCCCAAAGAGUGCUCCGGCAACUGAAAUAAAAACGUUCACUCUUCCACCACAAAGAGGCAAAUCUGUUGAAACAUUAAUUGAUCCACCAUCUUCAGAAAUGCCUACAUUUAGUAGUAACCAAGAGUACUCACAAAGGACCCUCGGUGCGACAUGGGGUAUUAUAAGUGCUGUGAUGGUACCAAUCGCUAUCAUCAUGAUCUGUAUCGGAUGGAGAAUCCUACUGAGAAAGAAGGAAGAAGAGAAAGAGGAGCUUGCUUAUCUAGAAAAGAGCCGACAAAUCGAUCCUGAUGACUCUGUCAAAAUUAACUCUGAUGAUGAUUCAAUUCCUUAUAAAAAAGACGUGACUGAAGACAGUCCUGAGCCCACAGAGCCUAUGCAAAGUUUCGCUUACGGACAACAAGCCCAAGGAUACCAAGGAUAUCAGGAAUCCCCUCAGGAAUACGCUUCUGAAUCGCCUCAGGCGUACGUCCAAGAACCUCAGCGGUAUCCCGAAGGUCCUCAACAGACUUUUACCCCUAACCGACCACAAGCCGUGCAAAAUAUUCAACAGCCAGGAAGUCAAUGGAGUGGCGAAACGGAAAUAAAUUAA